Annulohypoxylon truncatum is the source of this 1425-nucleotide messenger RNA. Its product is annotated as FAD/NAD(P)-binding domain-containing protein. Gene Ontology annotation, molecular function: FAD binding. The record is from RefSeq and is a predicted model, not a curated record. The transcript has 2 exons. The coding region runs from base 1 to 1425 and encodes 474 amino acids. Lineage: Eukaryota; Fungi; Ascomycota; Sordariomycetes; Xylariales; Hypoxylaceae.
AUGGAGGAGGCGCGCACGCCACCGCAUUGUGACAUUAUCCCCGUCAUAAUCGUUGGCGCAGGACCAGUAGGCCUUCUCCUCGCCCUCCGGCUCGCACAGAGUAACAUCCGCUCCAUCGUCCUCGAACAAGAAGCGACGCUCGGCGCCGCACCACGUGCAAUCGGCUACUACGGCCCAGUCCACCACGUCUUCAACGAGGCCGGAAUCUACGACCAGGUAUCCAGGGAAGGCAUGCCCUCGGGAGGAUACGUCUGGCGAACGCUCCCUAGCGAAGACGAGAAGGGGACGAAGACGCUCGGGUCGGUGCUAUGCCGGAACGUGAUGAGCUGCCCUGACUCGGACGGCCAGUAUAAGAUCUGCACGUAUUCCAUACAGCUGGCUCAAUGUCGUCUCGCGGAGAUCAUGCUCGAGGAGGUGACGAAGACGGGGUUAAGUGAGGUGCUUUGGGACCACCGCGUGACGGAUCUCUCUCAAGACGAGAAUGGAGUUACCAUUACCGCCAUCUCAGGACAAGGAGAACCAAAGAGCUUCCGAGGCUUGUAUCUCGCGGGCUGCGAUGGCGGCAAGUCCAUUAUCAGGAAACUGCUCGGAAUACGGCUCGCCGGGCACAGCUGGCCUGAGCGAUUCAUUGCUACCGACGUACUUCGCACCGCCCCUGUCGUCGAAGACCCGCCAGUGCACUUCACCGUCGACCCGAAAUACUGGGGCGUCGUGACGCCGCUAGAGCACGUCAAAGCGGGCGUAAAGGGAUUAUGGCGGUACAGCAUGGCCGUGCCGGCCUACGAGGAAGCAGAAGACGGUAGCCGUGUAUUCCUCACAGACGAGCAAGUCCUCGAGCCUAAAUACGUCAACUCGCUCCUCCUGCGACAAUUAGACGGUCCACGUCCUAGCGAUCACGUCGUCGUGCGGAAGAGCUUGUAUAAGAUGCAUCAGCUGCUCGCGAGUACCAUGUAUCGCGGCCGAUGCUUCCUCGCGGGCGACGCCGCGCAUAUCAACAACCCUAUCGGAGGACUAGGUCUGUGUACGGGCCUUCUCGACGCAGACGCGUUGCAUCAAACGCUUGAGAUUGCGUUCUCUCUAGGACAGGGCGACCACGAUCAACGGCAUAUCCCUACCACCAACGGAGCGAACGGAAUACUGAGCUCAGGUCACGGCUGCCGUCGAACCAUCAACUUACAGAAUCUGUUCUUGCGGUACUCGUCAGAGCGCCGACGCGUCUUCCAAAACAUCAUUCAUCCUUAUAGCAGCGCAAAUAAGACACGACUUCACAGUGCAGACCCCGAAGACAUAGCCAGGGAAGAUUGGUACUUCCAGGCCCUGAGAAGAGGUGAUCCGAAAGAGUUGGAGAGCAUCAAUGCGCCGCUAUAUAACGGCUGGCGGACAGAUAUGUGGAGCCUUGUCGGUACAUCUCUUAAGGACGCUUAA